UUUACAUCCAAGGCCUGAAGUCGGUCACACCUGCAUCUGAACUGCCUGCGCCCGCCUUUGACUACGGUAUCUGCAGGUUGUCUCCUCAGAACAAGUUGACGAUCAGGACAGCCACAGCGCUGUGCUGUGCUGUGCUGUGCUGUGCUGCCAGUGCUUGUGACAGACUCAGAGCAAGCUCCAAUGACCAUUCUCUGAAUUGGUUCACGCGGGCGAGCCUAGCUGUUCAUGCAGGAGUCAACGCUUCCCAACAGGUAGCUGCAUCUGCCACUGCAGCACUACUGCAACCCACCCAUCUUUUGGCAUCCUCUUGAUCUCGACACCCUGCAGCCGACCCGGUAGCCCUCCUGGAUCCUGCCUCUUGGGUUCGUCUGCUUCUGACCGGUGAGACCCAAUGUUUCAUGGGUGCAGGUGUGACACCAAGCAACCCCAAGAGGUGACUGCAAUCAAUCCAAGUCUGGCAGCUCACUUAGUCAAACCCGCCCUCGACUGCAGAAUUGGUGCUACUGCACGCGCCUACGGCCCCGGCCGGUCCUUUUUGACAUCUGACGUCGUGUUGCAGGUCAAGAAACUUUUUAGUCAACAGCCAUCCACCCCGAGUUCGCCGUAUCGUUAUCCUUUGGAUUUGCGAUUUGUGAAUACAAUCCCCACACUCCAUGGCGCGAGACAAGGAACGAUCUGUCAAUCCUGCGCAACAACAGCGCAAGCUCGAAAAGGCAAAACAGCUGAAAAAGAGUCGGGCAGAGCUACAAGCCAGGCGCAAUGAAAAAUUGGCCCGCCGAAAUCCCGAGCGCAUCCAACGCCAAAUCGAGGACCUCAAGGCUCUUGAAGCAGCGGGCGAUCUCAAACCCAGAGAGCGGGCCAUCCUAGAAGAUUUGGAACGAGAUCUCCGUGCCGUCCGAAAAGCCAGAGAAGCUCUGGGCGACAAAGCUCCCAACUUUGCAGGGCAACCACGCCGACGAGAAGGCGAGGGCAGUGGUACCACAUUAGGCAAGAGAAGGCAUGAUGGCGAGCGCAAAUACCAUCAGCCGAGACAAGAGUCAUCAGGUAGUGACACCGACGAAUCCGUCCGCCGCAUUCCCAUGCCAGAAGAUACACCGCCACCUAUCCCGCGGGAGUUGAGGCGCUACUUCCCGCGCAACGAAGACGGUGGUGACAACAACCCUCAACAACCGACCGCACCGAGCAGACAACUGCCCAUCAAACCUGGAACGAAGCCCGUGGAAGUCAAGACCAAAUACGAAAGUGCCCCGCAGAUCCGCGAUCUCCGCAAAGAAGCCGUCAAUAGAUUCGUCCCCAAUGUCGUACGCAAGAAACAGGAGGCUGCAAAAGGUGGGCCCACCGGUCGCUUGAUCGAGCCAGAAGAGAUGGAUCGACUCGAGGCGGAGGGCUAUCUGGGCAAGACGGAUGACUGCAGGACACAGACCGCGACAACCACGGGCGACGGAGAUGUGGACGAGGAUGCGAGGAGGCUUGCGGAGGAGGAAGAGCGCUUUCUUCAUGAAGUACAGAUGCAGGAUCAAGCAGACGACGGAACUGAAGACGUCGGCCCGCGCGAGGACGCAGAUGAAGCGAGGCGUCCCAGAGAGACCCUGGAGUCACAACGCAACCCCCGUCGAAACGUGGAACUUGAAGAGGUCGAGGAUGAGGACGGGUGAGUGACCGACCGACCCAGCCAGACCAAGCUAGAGGAGAGAAGAAGGAAAUGAGGGGAACUCGGGCCUGGGAGCCAGGCUCGUUCGUCCGCUCUCAUCUCCUUCUAGGAAGGCUCCUGACGCCAUCGAAGCUGUAUACAAAACGAGCCUGGUUCUAAUUCUCAUACGGGCGUCCAACUGUAGAGAGAUUGCUUUGGACUCUAGAAAGGUCGCAUACAUACAUACAAGGCCAUGUUCUAGUCCAAGUAAUGCCCUGAUGAAUCAUCAAGACUCCGAGUGUCGUGCAAAGCAGACGAACAACUAGAGCGUGCUUCUUUCAUCUGAUCAAUCC
Messenger RNA from Cladophialophora immunda, 1983 nucleotides. RefSeq lists its product as uncharacterized. The transcript has a single exon. The record is from RefSeq and is a predicted model, not a curated record. Bases 654 to 1655 code for a protein of 333 amino acids. NCBI's taxonomy places the organism in Eukaryota, Fungi, Ascomycota, Eurotiomycetes, Chaetothyriales, Herpotrichiellaceae. Gene Ontology annotation, biological process: RNA processing.